ACUAAGUUGUGAAUUGUGAUUAACAAAUUCUUUAUACGCAGAGAUUUUGGAUCAGUGGGACUCCUCAUUUCUUAUUUAUCUCUCUUAGAACUGUGACCAACUCUUCUCUCUUCCCUCUCACCCUCUUUAUCUUUCCAUUUUCUCUACCUAAAUUGUUCCCAGUCUUGUUCAUAAAUUUUCUGGUAAGAAUUUUUUGUUGAUUAAUCUGUCAAAUCGAUCAUGUUGAAGAGCUCCUUUAAGUUACAACACCCUCUUGAACGAAGACAGGCUGAAGCUGCUCGUAUCAGGGAGAAAUACCCUGACAGAAUUCCUGUUAUUGUCGAGAAGGCUGAAAAAAGUGAUAUUCCUGACAUUGACAAGAAGAAGUACCUUGUUCCUGCUGAUUUAACUGUGGGGCAAUUUGUCUAUGUCGUGCGGAAAAGGAUAAAGCUCAGUGCUGAGAAGGCCAUAUUCAUUUUCGUAAAGAAUAUUCUACCACCUACUGCUGCGAUGAUGUCAGCUAUAUAUGAAGAGCACAAGGAUGAAGAUGGUUUUCUAUACAUGACCUACAGUGGUGAGAACACAUUCGGAGCUUUCUAAGUGUGUCACUGGCUCACUGCUGGUGGUUUACGUAAAUAAGUUUCUACAACAAACCAACCAAGUUUGUAAAUAGUUUCUGCCAAUUAUCUAUUAAAACUAUGUCGCUUAAUGCCACCGUUCCUAAAACAAGUUCCAUUUGGAUAAUUUGGAUCUUAUAUAUUCGUUAGUUUAUUUGAUGCAUAUAUAGUACUUCUAUGAUGGAA
Amaranthus tricolor (Joseph's coat) is the source of this 782-nucleotide messenger RNA. Its product is annotated as autophagy-related protein 8C-like. The coding region runs from base 220 to 579 and encodes 119 amino acids. The record is from RefSeq and is a predicted model, not a curated record. Gene Ontology annotation, biological process: cellular response to nitrogen starvation. The transcript has 6 exons. Lineage: Eukaryota; Viridiplantae; Streptophyta; Magnoliopsida; Caryophyllales; Amaranthaceae.